Molecule: messenger RNA, 225 nt
Organism: Nannochloropsis gaditana CCMP526
Exons: 1
Source: RefSeq, a predicted model, not a curated record
AUGGCUCUUUUGAGCCUUGCGAUGUUUGCUGCGCGUGGCACUGCUGUAGAGAAGAAUAUCCUGCGAGGCUUGCAAGCACCUGGAGUCACUCAAGGGGCUGGAGUGCCGCAGCAAGCCACAUUGCAACAAGCGAGCGGAACCCAGCAGGCUGCCGGUGUCCAAGGUGUGGCACCUGGUGGUGCACCCGGCGGAAUGGGCCAGGCACAGCAACCUGGAGCUUCUCAA